CUAUCCAACGCAAAGAUGCAGAGUCCAGGGAAAUCUCUGACCGAGGCGCUGGCCUCCGCUCAUACCGAGGACCGCCUUACCAUUGGCGUUUACGAAUCUGCAAAAAUUAUGAACGAUGAUCCAGACAGCGUUUCUUUCUGCGUCUUGGCUACCGACGAGGAGUUCGAGUGUGACAUCGCUCUGCAGAUCCACUUCACCCUGAUCCAGGCGUUCUGCUUCGACAAUGACAUCAGCAUCGUCAGAGUGAACGACAUGCAGAGACUUGUCGAGAUAUUGGGCGACAAAGCCGGCGAUCUUGAAGAUGCUCACUGCGUUCUUAUCACGAACCCAAAUGAGGAUUCGUGGAAGGACCCAGCUCUGGAGAAGCUGCACCUGUUCUGCGAGGAAAGCCGCAGCCUGAACGACUGGGUGCCUGAAAUCACUCUCCCUGAGCGCUGAACUGGGACUUUACAACUCUCCGCGGAGAUGCUGUUACCCUGAAGGAAUAAUCAUCCUACACUAGACACGGAUGGUGCAAAUUCCACACAUCCCUGGAUGUUCCGGAAGAGGGAUAUCGUUCCAGGAAGCGCGAGGACCCGCCAGAGAGUGUCCUUGCGGUCGCGCGGUGAUGUUUAUGCCAGAAAUUCCCCCGUCCUUUGUACGGAUGCGGCCUGGUGAACCACUGCGGCAAGGGAGGCUUCGAGGAAGCUUUGCCCGGAGAAGCAAAGACAGUAGCGUCAACCGAAUUUACAGCGCGGCGCUAUGUUAUAGACUUUAUGUUCCAUAAAGAUGCUAUAGCGGUCAAAAGAAUGAGCAGAAUACCCCAGAGGAUUAUAAUGGACAUUUAAUGAUAAAACAGUCUUCUGAAGUUUACUUUGCAGAGAAAAAGAGACUUGGAUCACGUGGGUCAAUCGGUUCUGA
This is a messenger RNA of Conger conger (European conger), 900 nucleotides long. RefSeq names its product growth arrest and DNA damage-inducible protein GADD45 gamma-like. The coding region runs from base 16 to 438 and encodes 140 amino acids. Gene Ontology annotation, cellular component: cytoplasm; nucleus. The transcript has 3 exons. The record is from RefSeq and is a predicted model, not a curated record. Gene Ontology annotation, biological process: regulation of cell cycle. Lineage: Eukaryota; Metazoa; Chordata; Actinopteri; Anguilliformes; Congridae.